UAUCGACCUGUACACCAUCUGAUUUGCCGCCGAGUCGUUUCCCAGCAAAACGCAGUCCGCCGUUCAUUCACGUUCGCCACGAUCCCGUGUCCAAAAACACAUACAAAUACUAAUACUUACAGACACACACACACCCACACCCACACCCACACACACACACACAUACACACCACACACACACACAUACACAUACACACGCGCGCACGUUGAAAGUAAUAUUAUAUUAUCAUAAAUAUAUACUUUGACCGAUCGUCGUUAUUAUCACGUCGCCGUCGUUGUCGUCGAGAGCACCGUCACGGAUCAAUACGAGUGUCGAUAUUUCGGGUUGAUUUUAUCGUCAUCGUAUCCUUCGGUCCGUCAUUGCGCGUUGCAUAUGCGGACAAUUCAAUGUUGCUUUCAACGUGAUCAUCAUCUCAGACUUUCUGUGGUGUACCAUCGCCGACGAGGUGUUCGGUUUCCGGUGGGACGGUAGCGAAGUCGAGAACGACGACGGUGGCGGUGACGGCGACGACAGCUUCGGGGGCUGUGGUAGUGGUGGUGGUGGCGAUAACAAAGACGACGACGACGGCGACGGCGACAGAGGCUGUGGUGACUGUUGAUCGGUUUGACGAAUUCGACAUUAUGGACAACACAAAGUCGAAGGCCGAUUGACGACUACCAUCAGUAAGUCAUGAAACAAAAGAAAAAGAAAGACGAACCGCCGCGGCCACCGUCUGGCACAGAUGAACAGCAACAGCAGCAGCAGCUAUUAAAUGGCGCAGGCGAGCCGAGACCCAAGAAAUCGGCAUUGAAACGCACGGCGACCAGUGGCGGCUCUAAGGCAGUUAAGUCCAGUAAGCACAAGCGGCACGUGCAGUUUAAUGAAAGCCUGAACGUGUUUUUCGAGUCGGAUUACGUGAUCGUCAUCCGGGAUGAUGACUGUGAGUUCGACGAGGAGGAUUUCGACUUUUGGUCACAGCAGCCGUGCAGCUGUGGCGACGAAUCGUGUUUUCAGCCGUGGUUUGAUGAUGACGAUGGCCGUAACAUGCCACAACUCGACCCGUACGAAGAACAGCCAGCCACGCUCAGUCCACCGGACGGAUACAAGGAUGGCUGUCCCAGGCACGUGCCGCCGUCACUAGACCACCUGAAAUACGCAGAUGAUGAUUUAGCUACAAGAUAUGGUUCGGAUGUGAUGGACAGUUCUGGCGAUACGCAUGUCGCUAUACCAUAUAAUUCCAAUGCUAACGCUACGUCCUAUUUUGAAGAUAACAAUCAAAAAGUUCGUCAUGAACUUUCGUCCAUACCCCGGCCAUGUAAAGACGAACAAAAGCAGCAGCAACAACAGCCAUUGACAAACACAUCUACCCUUCAGCUGUCGAAAACAAACACUGUCUGUGAUACAAAUUCAAGUACAGGACAGCAACCACGGUGCAUCGUAGAAACAAUAACUAUGACUACAGUUACCGAGAGACAGAUCGUGCAGGAAACUAGACCUAUGGACGUUCCUGGUGUUGACGGUGCCUGCAAAACUGAAGAUGCAAAAGUUGUUACUGGUGCUACUGCUGUAACCCCGGAUGAGGGGUAUGUAAUGAUUAAAUGUGGUAACAAUACUGUGCUGUACAACAACCGAAACCCAAACUCAGCAGUUCGACAGUUGUUUCCGUCGACAAAGUUCGUGUGCCCACCAACCCGAAUAAAAGAGACGGAUGACGCUAGGUUAUUGAACAAAUAUCUAAUCACGGAAGAAUCACUCAGAGCGUUUGAUAGUAGGUCGAUGAACGGUGGUUUGAGUGGAGGAGGAUUCAAGAGCGAACCGCACAGCGAUGACGAUGACGAUGAUACGUCGAAUAGCCUUAUUAGGAGAACCAUCGAACGGAGUACGUUAAGGCGGAAUACCGUGAAAAAAAAGAACGUUGGUGACUCCAAAGAGAUAUCUUUGAUCGAGAAGAUCCGGCGGCUGACGUGUGAUAGCGACGACGAUGCCGACGAUCCAGCGAAGAAGGUAUCUAGUGCCAUGCAAGAACAGGGGACCGCUUACACUGUGCUGGUACAAUGUGAUUCGGUGACACCAUCAGCGGCCGUUGCUACUCCGGCGUAUAAGAAACUCACAGAAUUAUUGAGCAGUGGUGGUAGUGGAGGCGGCCGUUAUGAUCAACCGCUGCUACCAUCAACUGCUCAAUCGACGGCUGACAGUGAUACGACUGCCAAAGCUGACGGACUAGACCUGUGCGACGGUCACUCGACCGUUAGCAGCAGAGCGGCCGUCCGGUCGGCAACCGGUGGCAAACCUUUUCUAUCUACGUUAGCAACUGCAUGCGUCACAGGCAACGUGCACCCGGCAACCAGUGGAUCAGUAGCAGGAGGCGCAUCGCAACCAUCGCAUUGUCCGCAACCGGACGUAGUGGCCGGCACUCAAGCACCUAGCUCACACAGACAGGAAGAGCUUGUGGCGUUCGUGCAACAAGACUCGGGCCGCCUGGAGAAGAUACGCAAACGGUAUAUGCCACCCACUGCCACUGCGGCCGCAACAGAGGACGAGGAUGACGAAAACGACGAUUACGGGUUCAACCGGCGUCCGGAAGUGCAUGGCAUUCGAUCCGGGUUCUCGGCGCAGAUCACCAUCAAGAACAACCCGCAGCCGCCGCAACGUCCUCGUUCUUAUUAUGGUGACCUAGCUGUUCAAACCCCGCCACUUGAUGUCCAACCUGACUUUGUGCCCAGGUAUCCAGCAACCACCGUGGCGGCUGUCCGCGCUCGGAUCCAGGGUGACACGCGAGCUCCACCACCGUACCCAGCCGCGUCCCAACGGUCCAUCAUCAGAGUGACUCAUGGCCAACAACAGCAGACCAUCCGCGUACCAUACCAAACAGUCGGACCGGUUCAGGUGCAUCUGUUGACUACAGCAGCCGCGGCUGCGUCCACCGCUACCACCAACGUCAUUGGUCACCCAUCGCAGCCACAGGUUCAAAUUCGACACCCACCUAAUGAGUACAUCGUUCAACACGGCCAUGCUAGAAUACACCACGGCCAACAAUUUGUUAUCGCCCGUGGUACUCAAACAGCCGCGAUAUCGACCACUCGGUACUACCAGUUACCACCGCCUCCGCCGCCCAACAUUCAGCAGCAACAGCAGUUACAACAACCGCAGUUACAACAACCGCAGUUACCACCACACGCUUUCCAACCGCCUGACGAGCAUCCGCCGACACAAUUCAAACAGACAUCUCCCACUAGAGGAGUUGCAGCUAGCGGUAGGCUGCAUAUGCAACAACAACAAGAAUAUGUCGACCAUAAUUUACCGUCAUCGGUCUCGCAGACUUCCAAAAACCCAAUGCUUUUUUACGGUAUGAAUGUCUGAAUGGUGCCUUUAGUGGUGGUGUAUAAUGUUUGUACGUAGUACCUAAUAUACAUUAUUAUACAUGUAUGUAUGUAUGUAUGUAGUAUGUAUAUAUUAUAUACCUACAACUUACGAUGUUUGGCAAUUCUUAAAUAAGUUUUGUUAUAACUUAGGUAUAUUUAUAAAUUCGUUUUCGAUACAUUAAUACUGCAGAUGUCGCUGAAAGGCGAGAGUCAACAAAUUUUACCAUAAAAUGAAAAAUUAACUUUUAUUAUGAAUAUUAUGUGAUUAUAAAUUAUAUAAGUACCAACUUAAUGUAUAACUGUAUAAGUCUUCCUAUAAUAUGUAGACGAUAACGCAAUGCGAUAACAUCAAUUUAUCAAAAUGUAGAUUCAAAUCCAUUGUCGAAACACGAUCGUUUCAGUGAAAUAAUAUGUAGAUACCCAACUGUUAUAUUCUCAUGAAUAAAAACUGUAUGAUUAAGUUCCAAUAAUAAAAUAUAUAUUAUAUACGUACGCUUAUUGUCAGCAUUUAUCGAAUUAAGUAUAAUGGUUUAAAAAAAAAAACUCAAUACAUAAUUUAUUUUUAUUAUAUAAAAAACUGAAAAAUGCACUUUUAAAUAAAAUACAUGAACAAUUUUACUCCUAAAAGCAAGAAAAUAGUAUAAAUAAUAAUAUAUUAAAGCAAAUGGUGAUUUUCGUGCCUACAAUUUAAAUUAAUAAAAAGGAAAUCUUAUCUGUUUUAAUUUGUGUUGAAAAUAUUACCGUAAAUAAAAAUAAAAAUAUAUAUUAUAUAUAUAAUAUCAAAGUACUUAAUUUAACAAUAAGUAUAUUAAUAUAACUCUAUACAAUCACAGGCCACAGGUCUUUUACACUAUUUGUUUACCUACUCAUUUUUUUUAUUAUUAUUAUUAUUAUUUUAUUUUUAUAGUUAAUAAGUUUCAAAUUGUAAUAAUGUAUAAAAUAUAAAAGUAAUUCAAUAACAGACUGUGACGAAAAUUAAGGGUUGUGAAAUUGUAUUUAUAAUACGACUAUACCACUAGAAAACACGAUAAUAUUAAUCAUAUCGAAGAUAUAACUAAUAGCCAAAUCCACAUCAAAAAUAGAAAAAUAAUUUUUGAAUGAAAUAAAAAUAAAAAUGCUAUAAACAUUGGAGAAUCAUUAAAAACCGUUUAUUAUGCUAUUUGGUUUACUAUGAUUCAAUAUUGUAAAUAAUAAUCAAAAUAUUAAAUAGUAUAAAUAUAUUUAUUAUUUAAGCCAUUAAUUUUACAUUUCAAAUUUCUUCGGGCUGACAAAUAUCUACAAAUUAUAAAAAUAUAUAUUAUAUUUAUAAAGGUAUAUGUGGUACCUAUUAAAUAUUAAAUAAAAUUAUGCUUGACAAAGUAGUAGGUAUGUAAAAUUAUAUUGUUAUGUUAUGUUUAAGAUUAAAACAUAAAAAUAUUUAUUAUUUUGUUUUAAGAAAUAAGAAUUGCUACUCCAAAAAUAAAACAAAAUACAAUUUUCUUAAAAAUUUGAUUGCUUUUAGUCCUUUUAUUACUUAAAUAAAAUAUAUAUAUAUAAUAGCAAAACAUAAAAUCUGUAUCAAAAUUACAUCGUAAUUUCAAGCCAAUUAUAAAACCAUAAAACAAUUGAAUAAUAAUCGCGAUCGAAUACUUUCAUGUUUUAAUUAAUAAUUUUUUUAUGUACAUAUAGGUAUAUAUUUAAGUAUGCAUAUUACCUACCAAAUUUAAUAGGUUAUCAUGAGUUUCAAAAGUAUUAAGGAAAUCAUUAAUUUGUAUUAAUUUAAUUAAAGUAAAACUAUUAUAACAUUUGAUUAUUAUAAAAUGAAAAGUUUUUCAUAAGCCAAUAACUAGGAAAUGUUUAAAAUUUUUAGAUUUUUAAUAAAUUCGAUCACCCACUCAUAUACCGAAUUUUUAUCUCAUAAUCUAUAGAACAUUGAAAUUUCAUUAAAACUAUAUACACAAAUUUAAACUUAUAUGAUGCAAAUUUAUUUAUUUUUUUUUAAAUUUAAUAUAUAUAAAUAUAUAUAUAUAUAUACACCUAUAAUAUGUAUGUACUAUUAUGAUUGGUGCCAAAGCGAUGUUAAACUUAAAAUUAAAAUAUGUAUUCAAAACAUACGAGUAUAUAAAAUAAAAUAUUUUAUUGUUUGAAAUCAAUUUAAAUGGUAGGCUGUUUAUUAUAAUUAUGUUAAACUAUAGUACGAAAUACUAGAUCGUCGUUAAUACUUAGGCCUAAAGUGGAAUUAAUUUAAAAUUGUAUUGUUUGUGAAUUUUAUUAUAAUUAUUUUUUAUUUUAAGAAAAUAUAAUGUUGUUGUUGAAAUAAAUGUGUAUAAAUGAUUAGUUUGUGUUAACUUAUUUUAAAUAAUAUAUAAUAAAAUAUGGAAA
Molecule: messenger RNA, 5703 nt
Organism: Aphis gossypii (cotton aphid)
Lineage: Eukaryota; Metazoa; Arthropoda; Insecta; Hemiptera; Aphididae
Exons: 3
Coding region: 671-3340 (889 amino acids)
Source: RefSeq, a predicted model, not a curated record